AUGUCAGAUCGCAACUCGCCAGAAAUCCCACGCGAGCCCCCUCUCGAGACAGAUCUUUACGAUAUACUUGGUGUCAGCGAAGAUGCGAAACCAGAGAAUAUCAAAUCCGCAUACAAGAAGCUAGCGCUGAAACACCAUCCUGACAAGGCACCGGCCGACUCCAAAGACGAAGCAAACCACAAGUUCCAGCAGAUAGCCUUCGCUUAUGCCAUACUCUCCGACGAACGCCGUCGUAAGCGAUUCGACCUGACCGGUAGCACGGCUGAAGCGGUCAACGAAGAUGAAGACUUCAACUGGAUGGACUUUUACCGCGAACAAUUCUCUGCGUCCGUGGAUGUGAAUGCACUGGAGCAAUUGAAGAAGGAAUAUCAGGGAUCGGAGGAGGAAGAGCGCGACGUGCUCGCAGCUUUUGAGAAGAGUAAGGGUGAUAUGGACAAGGUCUACGAGUCGGUGAUGCUGUGCAAUGUCCUCGAUGACGAUGAGCGGUUCCGGGCUAUCAUCGACAAGGCCAUUGCUGAUGGCGAGGUGAAGAAUUACAAGGAUUACUCAGAGGAACCGGAGAGCAAGCGCCAGCAGCGGAUAGAAGCAGCGCAGAAGGAGGCCGAGGAAGCGGAGGAGUUGGCCAAGGAGAUUGAGGAAAAGAAAGAGGCGAAGUGCAAGAGCGGAGGUGGGAGGAAGAAGAAGGCCAAGGAUAAUGCCUUGGAUGAUAAUGCGCUGGUGGCUAUGAUCAAGCAGCGACAGGCGAAUCGCGCUGAGUCGUUUUUCGACAAGUUGGAGGAGAAAUAUGCACCCAAGGGCCAUAGAAAACGAGCUGCGCAGAUGGAUGAGCCUCCCGAGGAAGCUUUUGCUGUUACGGGGGAGCGCAAGUCGUCCGGCGGUGGUAAGAAGAAGAAGAAGACUAGGGCGUGA
Aspergillus chevalieri is the source of this 909-nucleotide messenger RNA. RefSeq names its product DnaJ domain protein. NCBI's taxonomy places the organism in Eukaryota, Fungi, Ascomycota, Eurotiomycetes, Eurotiales, Aspergillaceae. The record is from RefSeq and is a predicted model, not a curated record. The transcript has 2 exons. Gene Ontology annotation, molecular function: heat shock protein binding. Gene Ontology annotation, cellular component: nucleus; cytoplasm. Bases 1 to 909 code for a protein of 302 amino acids.